Phoenix dactylifera (date palm) is the source of this 561-nucleotide messenger RNA. RefSeq names its product polcalcin Cyn d 7-like. Lineage: Eukaryota; Viridiplantae; Streptophyta; Magnoliopsida; Arecales; Arecaceae. Gene Ontology annotation, molecular function: calcium ion binding. The record is from RefSeq and is a predicted model, not a curated record.
AGAGGCUUCCAAGACCAUUGCAGAUUUGAGGAAUUCACCGCAAAUACAACGGUGAUGGCCAUCAGGAACAACGUGACCACCACCACCCGGUCUUUGGACGGGGACAUGACUGUGGAAGAGUUCAAGGAGUGGCUGAAGAGGUUUGACACCAACAAGGACGGGAGGAUAAGCCGGGAUGAGUUGCGGAGGGCCAUCCGCAGUGUCCGCGGGCGGUUCAGUGGCUGGAAGAGCAACCGUGGGAUCCGGCAUGCCGACACCGAUGGCGAUGGGCUCCUUGAUGAUGGGGAGAUUGACAACUUGGUGGAAUUCGCCCAGAAGAGCUUGGGUUUGAAGAUUGUGGCCUACUAACUCUAAGCACAAGGAACAAGUGGUAGAAGAAAAUAAGUGUUACUGUGGUGAUGGUAUCUUCUAGAUAUGAAGAAUAUUUUGGAAGGGCUUGUAAGCUUUAAGUUACGUGUUAUUUUGUUUAUUGCACUUGUAUGAUAUAUAAUCUAUGCUGGUGCAGUCUGUUGGAUGGCAGUCUGCAUGCACUACUAAUCUACUUGAAUUUGUUUUACUUGA